UUUGUUGUUGAAUCAAAGUCCAAUCAACUAGUAGGUCGCCGUUAAUAAUGUGAUUUGUUGUCUGUGUAUAAUAAAAAAUUAGAACGCAAUUCUAUAUAAAUUAACAAUUUUACUUAUCGCUUUAACUAUAUAACAAACGAAAAGUACAUAUAACAUAUAUUUUUUUAAGGGAUUAAGUGUUUUAUAUAAAUCAAAUCCCAGAAUUCUGUGCAGAAAACUUAAGCUUCAUUCAGACAGUUUCUUAUUGGAAUUUUGUAAGAGGUAAAAGCGAUAAAAUUAAUUUAUUAAAUGUUUUGAUCAAAGAUCAGUGUUAUGUAUUAGAUCAGAGAGAUAACAAUGGCAAAGAGAAUUAAGGACAACAGUUAUAACUGGAACGAGGGGUUAGAUAACUUUAAUGAUUCCUCAGUUUUAAAUCAAUCCUUUAGUAUGAAAUGGAAUAAUUGUGCAAACAACAAUAAUGGUGAAUCACUUCUAAAUAAAUCUGUUAGUAUGACCUGGAACGAUGAUACAGAUAAUAUACCAUCCACAAGUAAAAACAAGCCCAAUGAAGUAAAUGAAACAAAUCAUAAAUCAAUUCUAGCUAAAUACUUUUAUAACGACUCGAAUGAUGGAGCAGAUGGAAUAAGUACAUCAAACCUAAAUAUGCGCUUUGGCUCAAAAUCAAACUUUUCAGAAAAGGAGCUAAAUAUGAUGAUGGAAGCUGAAAAAAGUGUAGAUGAAGAUCUGAAAAUGUUAGAACAAAAGUUGUCUAACAUGACAACUCAAGAAAAUGAAGAGUCUGAAGCAAGAGGUGAAGAGACGUCAAAUAUAUUCAAUAACCAAGGUUUAAGUACUGGCUCUGUCAUGAACGUCAAGUAUUUAAAUAAUCUCGCGAAAGGGCAUAAAAGAUAUGAUAUAUUUGAAUCUUUUGAUGAUAUUGUUCCCAAUGAGGAAUAUAAAGGAAGAACAUCUAAAACGUUUUACUCUAAAACAAAAAAACGAAUGCCUGGUUUUUCCUUCAAUAAGAAUAACUAAAAUUUCAUGUAUCAAUGGUAAAGAUAAACAUGAUUUUUUUUUACGAAGAUAAUUUGACAAAUGUGAAGCAAUCUAAUCUGACCGUAACUGCUGUAUUUAUUUUUAGAAAAUAGUUUGAUAUAAAAAAGUAUGAGAUAUAAUCACAUUCAAGAGAUAUAUUAUAGCAAUUUUGUAUUAGUAAAAAGUUUAAUAUAAAAAAUUAUGAGA
Teleopsis dalmanni is the source of this 1221-nucleotide messenger RNA. RefSeq names its product probable serine/threonine-protein kinase clkA. NCBI's taxonomy places the organism in Eukaryota, Metazoa, Arthropoda, Insecta, Diptera, Diopsidae. The transcript has 2 exons. The coding region runs from base 337 to 1014 and encodes 225 amino acids. The record is from RefSeq and is a predicted model, not a curated record.